Saccharomyces kudriavzevii IFO 1802 is the source of this 1182-nucleotide messenger RNA. RefSeq names its product mitochondrial 54S ribosomal protein uL2m (gene RML2). The transcript has a single exon. Lineage: Eukaryota; Fungi; Ascomycota; Saccharomycetes; Saccharomycetales; Saccharomycetaceae. The coding region runs from base 1 to 1182 and encodes 393 amino acids. Gene Ontology annotation, cellular component: ribosome; large ribosomal subunit. The record is from RefSeq and is a predicted model, not a curated record. Gene Ontology annotation, biological process: cytoplasmic translation. Gene Ontology annotation, molecular function: transferase activity; structural constituent of ribosome; RNA binding.
AUGUUGGUACUAGGGUCUCUUAGAUCGGUGCUGUGGUCCAGUUCCUCAGCAUCGCUUAUUGGUAGGAGGAGCCCUUGUUAUCCAUAUGGUGUCCUAUACCGAGGUUUUUCCCAAACCGUUAGAUCUUGGCAAGACAGUGUGCCUAAAGAUGACUCCAACUUGAAUCUCACCCCACGACUAUUAAAGAUUGUUCCCAAUGAUACCGAUAUUGUGACCCUUGAGAGGCAGGAUGAAUUGAUCAAAAGACGUCGUAAACUUGCGAAAGAGGUCACUCAAAUGAAAAGACUGAAACCGGUUUCUCCUGGUUUAAGAUGGUACCGUUCCCCCAUUUAUCCAUACUUGUUUAAAGGUCGUCCUGUGCGAGCUUUAACCGUUGUUAGAAAGAAGCAUGGUGGUAGAAAUAAUUCAGGGAAAAUUACUGUCCGCCAUCAUGGUGGUGGACAUAAAAAUCGAACGAGGCUGAUAGAUUUCAACAGAUGGGAAGGUGGAUCUCAAACGGUGCAAAGAAUUGAAUACGAUCCGGGAAGAUCGUCACAUAUUGCUUUGUUGAAGCAUAAUAACACCGGGGAAUUGUCAUAUAUCAUUGCUUGUGAUGGAUUACGUCCAGGUGAUGUAGUCGAAUCCUACAGAAAAGGCAUUCCUCAAAGUCUGUUGGAUGAAAUGGGUGGGAAAGUAGAUCCCGCUAUCCUGAGUGUUAAAACUACUCAAAGAGGCAACUGUUUACCCAUUUCCAUGAUUCCUAUAGGUACUAUUGUUCAUAACGUCGGUAUAACUCCAGUUGGACCUGGUAAAUUCUGCCGUUCUGCUGGUACUUAUGCUAGAGUUCUUGCGAAAUUACCUGAGAAAAAGAAGGCCACCGUCAGAUUACAAAGUGGUGAGCAUCGGUAUGUAUCUCUAGAGGCUAUUGCUACCGUUGGUGUGGUCUCGAACAUUGACCAUCAAAACAGAUCUCUUGGUAAAGCUGGCAGAUCAAGAUGGCUAGGAAUAAGACCCACUGUUAGAGGUGUUGCCAUGAACAAGUGCGACCAUCCUCAUGGUGGUGGUCGUGGUAAAUCCAAGUCCAAUAAAUUGUCUAUGUCCCCAUGGGGACAACUGGCAAAGGGUUAUAAGACCAGAAGGGGCAAAAAUCAAAAUAGAAUGAAAGUAAAAGACAGACCAAGAGGAAAGGAUGCAAGAUUAUAA